Messenger RNA from Didymodactylos carnosus, 495 nucleotides. The record is from the annotation of a GenBank genome assembly. Lineage: Eukaryota; Metazoa; Rotifera; Eurotatoria; Philodinida; Philodinidae.
AUGGGCGUCUCCAGUUGUCCUGAUCAAGAAGAAAGACGGAUCAACCAGUUGGAUGAAAUAUUAACAGUGUUAAACAAUGCCAACUUCCAAUUAAAUCCAUCAGAAUCUUCAAUAAUUCACUUACAAAUGGAUUAUUUAGGCCACACAGUCAACAGCCAAGAUAUUACACAUUUGAUGGAUAAAGUUGAAGUUCUUGUUGAUUUACUCACACCAAAAUCAAUUAAGGCUGUUGAUGCAUUUUUGGGAGCAGCUAUUUUUUAUAGAAAAUUCAUUCCAAAGUUCUCCAUAAUAACAGCACCAUUACACAGGUUAACAAGAAACAGAAAACAAAAAUUCUUCUGGAAUCCAGAACAACAACAAGCCUAUGAACAAUUGAAAGAAAUUUUAUCAACAGAACCGUUAUUAUUGUCCUUUCCAGACCCAGCAUCGCCACUGGUUUUAUCAACAGAUGCAUCCAACAUCCAUUAUGGUGGCAUUUUAAAACAAAUCACCUAA